GGAAGAUAAGACAUGAUGAAGGAUUUCUCUCUGUCCCUGCUUAGUCGUGGGUGUGGGCGAUUAGUCUCGUCAAACGGAAACACAGGGAGGCAUGAUGGUCGGCUGGACGUCUGCUUCACACCACAGGAUUACUUUAUCUGGAAGUCCCGGGACUCUCUUCUGCGGUUGUCCAACAGCGGCCGCCAGAUUGUGAAUGAAGAGUCAGCCCUUCCAAAGACUUACAGCACCCGUCGGGGCCAACUUCAACUCUAUUCCCAGGACUUGGUUACCAUCGAAACCAGCGCAGUGACCAGAGAUGGAAAGCAGAAAGUUGUACAGCGAUACACUCGACAAGACAAGUCGCAGUUGAGCACCCUCAAGGAAUUAACUGCAGCCAUUUUGAGUUACAGCAACACCCAGUACACCUCCUCCAGACUCGGUCCACUUUUCCUUCCUCCUCUUCAUCAUCGCCCUCUUGCUCCAGACCUUCAUCAUCCCAUUCCUCCGCCUCUUUGCACGACACAAGUGCAGCCAAGUCCAGAGUUGCUUGGACAGUUUAACCCUGAGUGGCUUCCUGCAGAGGGAAUAACUGAAUUCCUGGGGAACCAACCUGAAGGUAAAAGAGGGAUGGAUGGACAUAUAGGUAUCAAAAAAACGGUCCGGUUGGAUCUGUUCCUCCAGAUACCCUGCAGAGACAAGACUUCACAGGUGCAACCCCAGGCCUGGGUUAACGUUUCAGCCAUGACCCCCGAAGAACUAGAAGAACCUCAGACUUAUCUAGACAUGAGUCGGCAGCAUACUGGAAGUUCACAGCACAGUACAGGAGGGGAGCGCCAUCAUUCAAACAUGAACUGGGUCCAUGAUAUGGCAGAUGAUCCAGGCUCCAUUCAAGACAGUCUCAAGACUCAUGAUGAAGGCAACUAUGAAAGAUCGAUAAGGGGGAGCAGACAUGGCAGGAUAGACCCUCCUCCUCCUCCAGUAGCAGGUAGUAUUGCAGGACGGAAAGGCCCAGGCAAGCAGAGCUCUUUGGCCUUCUUACAGAACCGAAAGCUUGACCUCCAGAAUCCCUGUACAUCGAGGGAUCCUAGCAGAGGCGUGGUUAGGGGUAUUCUGCCUCUAGAGCUGAGAGAUUUGCAGAACGGCAAACCUGUUGGCAGCCUGAUCUUGGGUCCUGAUGGGGAGAUCAUUCAACUCUCGCUGUACAAUGACAACCAAGACCAUGACACUCAGGAGCAAGCUCUCCAGGUUUUAUCUGCAGAAGGAGAGAAGUUACCCUUGUUCAUUGUGCUGCAGGCUGAAAAGACACAUACAGGUGGAGAGUUAGAGCCAAACACAGAUGUUCCUGAUGGUGACAUUCAGCACCAUCAAGCCAUACACAAGCUUGUAGAAUUUCACACAUUGACCGAGAUCAAUGCAUGCUCACCCAGCAGCCAGAAAGACCCAGGUAAAACUGCUGUUUCAGCUGUGACGGAGACAAAAACAAAGACUUCAGAGGCAGUGGCAUGGACAAAAGUGAUUAAAAACCACAUUACCAUACCUCCACUGAAGGAGCAGGUGGGGAAGGAGGAGCCAAGAGCAGGCAACACCGAGCAGGGCAGCAUCCAUGGAUCACAUCAACCAGGUUUGCGUGGAGAAGCUAGCAAGCAGAACAUCAACCCAAAUGAAGCAACAACAGAGCUCACUGGGGACAAAAGGAGGACGAAUACUAAGAUGAAGGACGCUGGGGAAGGCGCAGCAACAACAAGGAAAAGGGAGAUGAAACCAGGGAAAAGUGAACCAUCAGAUGGACAGAAGGCAUCGAGGGCGAGGACGGAAGGAGGAUGGGAGAGGCAAAAGACGAAAAGUGAUGCUGAAUCAAUAAGGAGGCGGACAGAGGAGGAGAGGACUAACAGAGAAGAGGCAGACACUCAGCGCCAUUCUGCUCUACCGUCUGUAAGGAUGCCAGACAAAGGAGGAGGGAGAGGAGAAGAGAAGACGAAUGAGAAGAAAAAAGAGCGAGGAGAAGUGGCGAGACAAAAGGACGAGUCUGCCGUAAGGAGGAAGAGGAGAGGGAGGCUGAAAGACAAAGAGUUGGCUGCUGAAAUCAAUGAGGAGCCCAUGAAGAAAGAGGAGGAAAUAAACCAGAACAUUAAAAAGGCUUCUCACCUAAAAUCGACCGAGAGGCCGUCUGCAACACAAAGACACAAUAACAAAACCCAUUUAGAGGAAGAAAAAGAACAUGUUAACAUCAACGCUGACAAACACAGCCAAUCAGAGAGCUCGCUCAGGUCCGCUGCAUCCCCGUUCAGCCCGAAGAGCCUGAAGAGGUCUUCUGCCUCUUUCUGUGAGGGUGUGGAGCAUGCCAGUGCUACGGGUCUCGCUCCAUCACGUGGCUGCUUGUCUUCAUGUUCAACCGUCAUGAUAACAGAGGAAGAGUUGAUGCUGAACCCGAUAAAGCAAGAGUCCUCCAGGCCUAGAAAUGGCCUGGAGGAGGAAGAGGUAGCAGCUGUGCGUCUUGCCAAGCGAGCGGAGAGACGGAGGCAGGAUGUGGAGAGGAAAAGGAGGGAGCGGGAGGAAGAGGAGUUAAAACAGCAGAAGAAGGAGGAGACAGAGGAGAGGAUGAAGAGUGAGCUGGAAAAAGAGAGGAGGAAGAGGGCUGAAGAGCUCAGACUGAGGAAGCUGGCAGAGGAGGAAGAGAGGAGGAAGCACGAGGAAGAGGAGCAGGAGCGAGUGAAACGGGAACAAGCACAACGAGAAAGAGAGAAGAGGAGGCAGGAGGAGAGGAGGCGGCAGAUGGAGCGACUUCAGAGGAUGAGAGAGGAGGAGGAACAGAGGAGGAAAGAUGAGCUCGAGCGUCUGCGCCUGGAGGAGGAGAGGCAGCAGGAAGAGGAGAGGAAGAAGCUUCUGGAGAUGGAAGAGAGUGAGAGGAUAGAGUACCUCUGCAGGAAGGAGCAGGAGGAGGAGAGCAGGAGAAACGAAGACGAGCAGCGUAAAAGGAGAGAGGAGGAGGCCACCUUACAGGCCGCAGUGGAAGCAAGGCUGCAGGCAGAGCAACUUGCAAGAGAGAUGGCGCUGUUGCAGCAGCAGUUGGCCGUUCAAAGGCGUCUGUUGUUGGAGGCUGGAGGUCUGGAGAAAACGCAGGGUAUAUCUAGACCGUGGAUCUACUCUUACUUCACUUUGUUACAGUUACUGGGUGUAAAUCCAACUACAGCUGAGACCAUAACCCCUGACUGAUUUUAACCUCUAUUUGAGAUCACUCCUUAAAUGGUUCAAUGAUUAUGAGAAUUCAAGUUAAUAGAGGACAUCAACAGAUGGGGGUCAGGCAUCUCCGAAUCCACAAAUCAAUAAUGCUUUAAAGAAAAUACCAUUGCCCAUUUGUCAAAGACAAUACCUGAUUUCCUCUUUUGAUAUUUUCUAUGUUUCUAUAAAAUAAAAGGAUUUUAAAUAUU
This is a messenger RNA of Gymnodraco acuticeps, 3407 nucleotides long. RefSeq lists its product as uncharacterized. The transcript has 20 exons. Lineage: Eukaryota; Metazoa; Chordata; Actinopteri; Perciformes; Bathydraconidae. Bases 13 to 3192 code for a protein of 1059 amino acids. The record is from RefSeq and is a predicted model, not a curated record.